AUGGAAAAACUGAGACCCAGGGUGGUUAGUAAGACCCAGAAAGGGGCAGAACCUGGGUUUUGGCGUCGGGGGUCUGACUCCAGAACCAGCACACUUAGCUCAAGGACAAAGCUGCAGUUGUGGAGAAGUUUACGCGCUCUCUGGUUGUCUUCCAAUGCCCCAGCCAGCUCGGCUGAGGCCAAAGCCACACACACCUGCAUCCAGGGGCUUCCCCUGCCCUCCAUCCAUCACCAGGGCCCAGUGAUCUCACCUGUCCACGCCGGGCUUUUUGAUGUCUCAGUUCCGGAACAGAGAUGCUCUAGCUGCUACCGGGGAAGGCUCUGGCCCCCCAAAUAUUUAGUUAGCAGCCAUUCAGUUAAGUGGAAUUGA
Molecule: messenger RNA, 369 nt
Organism: Otolemur garnettii (small-eared galago)
Lineage: Eukaryota; Metazoa; Chordata; Mammalia; Primates; Galagidae
Gene: CUNH16orf47
Product: chromosome unknown C16orf47 homolog
Source: RefSeq, a predicted model, not a curated record